AUGAACGACGAGUUCUAUCAAAAAUUCCCUUCAUUCAAUAAGAAUUCGAAAGAAAAUAUACGGCACCAAAAAAUUACUGUUGAUUACAGUGAAUUUCUGAGAACUAAAAAGGAUACACCGACCGAAAAUCAGAAAAAACCUCUAAAACCUUGGAUUUCAGUCUCUGAAAUUCAAUCUUUCGAUGUUUUUUCUGUAGAAGAACGUAACAAAAAAGCUAAAAAUGAGUCCAGGGAGAAGCAGGUGUUGUAUCAAAAACUCCUUUUGCAACAAAUUAAUGAUGAAAAAAAUAAAAGGAAAAUUCAAAAGGAUAAGGAACUAGAAUAUGAAAGAAUUUUAGAGGAGCGUUUGCAAAGACAAAUAGAAAAUAUGAACAUUAAAAAUAACGAUCCACGAAUAGUAGAGAGAAUUUCUUUAUCUGAAAAUGACAAAUAUUCAGCAAGACGAAAAAAUGAUGUUUAUCGAUACUUUAGUAAAUCGUCAAUAAGCCUCUUUAACUAUAAGGAUAAACAUUUUAAUGAUUUAAAUUUUUGUAAAUGCAUAAAUGAAGAAACACAGGUGACAAAUUGCACACAAUGCCACAAGAAAGUUGAAAUAUUAUGCAAUGAGUGUCAACAUUUGAAACAAUGUAAGCAGUUGCAUGAAGCUUUAAAUAUUGACUUUUCAACAAAUCGCACAAAUCGUCUGCUCAAAAUGCUAUCAUAUAGAGAAAACUAUGCUCCUUAUACGUUUGAUAAUUCAACUAGGCUUCAAAAAAAUACUCAAAUUAAUCUCGAAAAAUACAAUUAUUCAAAACUUUAUAAAGAAAUGAAGACGAUGAAGGAUCCUAUCGACAUUAAUAACAAUGAUACCAGUACUCACCCAAAGGGAGGAUUGAAUGUUGAAGAAGUGUUAAGAGAUGGUCAUAAGCAAUAUACAGUCAUUACGGGCUAUGCAAAGAGCUAUUUGGGGAAAAAAUAA
This is a messenger RNA of Chironomus riparius, 957 nucleotides long. The record is from the annotation of a GenBank genome assembly. Lineage: Eukaryota; Metazoa; Arthropoda; Insecta; Diptera; Chironomidae.